AUGGCAAAUUGGAAUACCUUAAUACCGUCUCAAUUCAAGCCCUCCGGUUUCAUUUCGGCUCUACGAACAUUCUUAGGUGGAAGAAAUUUCAAGCCUAAUAUAAGAAUGGUUGAUGAAGUCUCGUCAGCAACUCAACCUCCACCUGAUGUUCCAGGAGGACCUAAUCAUACAGUUUUUAAUAAUUAUUACUGUACACGUGACAGCCGUAGAGAAGUUACACAACCAGUAAUAAUUUUCGAAAAUAGUUCAAAACUUAUUGAAAAUACAAAGAAACCUGAUUCUGGCUGCCCAUCAAAAGCGCCUCUUCCAGGAAAAGUUUUCCACUGGGAUUAA
Molecule: messenger RNA, 333 nt
Organism: Macrosiphum euphorbiae (potato aphid)
Lineage: Eukaryota; Metazoa; Arthropoda; Insecta; Hemiptera; Aphididae
Source: the annotation of a GenBank genome assembly